Molecule: messenger RNA, 684 nt
Organism: Eruca vesicaria subsp. sativa (arugula)
Lineage: Eukaryota; Viridiplantae; Streptophyta; Magnoliopsida; Brassicales; Brassicaceae
Source: the annotation of a GenBank genome assembly
AUGGUUUCUCUCAAAGCUCUCUCAACAAUCUUUUUUCUUAUACUCGGCGUUGGCAUUUGCUACGCAACUAGCCGGAAUCUCUUAACAUACGGGAAUAUCCCCGCUGGUCAUGGUGGUGGCGGUGGAGGAGGACACGGUGGUGGUGAAGGUUAUGGAGGAGUGAGUGGUGGUGGUUAUGGGGGCGGUAGUGGAGAAGGUGGUGGUGGUGGAUAUGGAGGAGCUGAAGGGUAUGCUGCUGGCGGUGGUGGUGGUCACGGUGGUGGCGGUGGUGGAGGUAGUGGUGGUGGUGGUGGAGCUGCUUAUGGCGGUGGAGGAGAUCAUGCUAGUGGUUAUGGAAGUGGUGGUGGUGGUGGUGAAGGAGCUGGUGGUGUAAUUGGUGGUCAUGCUGGCGGGGGAGGUGGUGGUGGAGGAUCUUAUGGUGGUAGUGCUUACGGAGGGGGUGAAGGAGGAGGAGCUGGAGGAGGAGGUGCGUCAGGAGCCGGAGGGUAUGGAGGCGGUGGUGGUGGAGGAAGUGGUGGAGGAGGAGCUUACGGUGGAGGUGGAGCACAUGGAGGUAGUUAUGGAAGUGGUGGUGGUGGUGGUGAAGGAGGUGGUUAUGGUGGUGCAGCAGGUGGAUAUGGAAGUGCUGGUGGAGGCGGUCACGGUGGUGGUGGUGGUUCAGGCGGUGGAGGCUAUGCCCCAUGA